Drosophila ananassae is the source of this 4705-nucleotide messenger RNA. RefSeq names its product E3 ubiquitin-protein ligase CBL-B-B (gene Cbl). Gene Ontology annotation, cellular component: plasma membrane; membrane raft. Lineage: Eukaryota; Metazoa; Arthropoda; Insecta; Diptera; Drosophilidae. The transcript has 7 exons. Gene Ontology annotation, molecular function: calcium ion binding; phosphotyrosine residue binding; ubiquitin protein ligase activity. Gene Ontology annotation, biological process: negative regulation of epidermal growth factor-activated receptor activity; cell surface receptor signaling pathway. The coding region runs from base 311 to 2881 and encodes 856 amino acids. The record is from RefSeq and is a predicted model, not a curated record.
UUAAUUUGACGUCGCCAAUUUGGUAUUUCAUGAAUGUGCAGUUGCAGCCACACUACCACUCAAUGAAAAAGUCGAAAAUAUUGUGUGGGCUAUAAAAAAAAGUCUUCAAUUGGGGAAACCGUGUGUUGCAUAUAGCUACCAAUGCUAGCACGUUAAGGACACGGCCAAGGAUCCGCUCAUUGCAAGGAUUAAAUGUAGUGAAACAGAGUGGAAAACCAAAUACGAGAGCCACCAACAACACAGGGGCAGAGGCAGAGAGGAAGCAGAAUAGCAGCAGAGGGGCAGGCAGAGCAGCGGCAGAGCAGAAAAGAUGGCGACGAGAGGAACGCAGCAAAAGAUUUUCCCGUCGCUGUUUUCCAAGCUGCACGGAGCCAUCUCGGAGGCCUGUGUCUCCCAGCGCUUGUCCACCGAUAAGAAGACCCUCGAGAAGACGUGGAAGCUGAUGGACAAGGUGGUCAAGCUGUGCCAGCAGCCGAAGAUGAACCUCAAGAACAGUCCCCCCUUCAUCCUGGACAUUCUGCCGGAUACGUAUCAGCGGUUGAGGUUGAUCUACUCCAAGAACGAGGACCAGAUGCACUUGCUCCAUGCCAAUGAGCACUUCAACGUCUUCAUCAAUAAUCUGAUGCGGAAAUGCAAGCAGGCCAUCAAACUGUUCAAGGAGGGCAAGGAGAAGAUGUUUGACGAGAACUCGCACUAUCGGAGGAACCUCACCAAGCUCAGCCUGGUCUUCUCGCACAUGCUCAGUGAACUGAAGGCCAUUUUUCCGAAUGGCGUCUUUGCGGGCGAUCAGUUUCGGAUUACAAAGGCGGACGCGGCAGACUUCUGGAAGAGCAACUUUGGUAACAGCACUCUGGUUCCAUGGAAAAUCUUUCGCCAGGAAUUAAACAAAGUUCAUCCAAUAUCGUCUGGCUUGGAGGCUAUGGCAUUGAAGACCACUAUCGACCUGACCUGCAACGAUUUUAUCUCAAAUUUCGAAUUCGACGUAUUCACACGACUCUUCCAGCCCUGGGUGACGCUAUUGCGAAACUGGCAGAUCCUUGCCGUAACCCAUCCGGGCUAUGUGGCCUUUCUCACUUACGACGAGGUGAAGGCGCGACUCCAGCGCUACAUACUCAAGGCCGGCAGCUACGUCUUCCGGCUCUCCUGCACACGACUCGGCCAGUGGGCCAUCGGCUAUGUCACCGCAGAGGGUGAGAUCCUGCAGACAAUCCCACAAAACAAAUCGCUAUGCCAAGCCCUACUCGAUGGCCAUCGCGAGGGCUUCUACUUGUAUCCAGAUGGCCAAGCCAUUAAUCCGGAUCUAUCGUCAGCUGUUCACAGUCCUACUGAGGACCAUAUAACUGUAACACAAGAGCAAUACGAACUAUACUGUGAAAUGGGCAGCACCUUUCAGCUGUGCAAAAUCUGUGCGGAGAACGACAAGGAUAUCCGUAUUGAGCCUUGCGGCCAUUUGUUGUGCACGCCUUGCCUCACCUCUUGGCAGGUGGACUCCGAGGGACAAGGAUGUCCUUUUUGCCGCGCCGAGAUCAAGGGCACGGAACAGAUUAUUGUGGAUGCGUUCGAUCCGCGAAAGCAACACAACAGAAAUGUCACCAAUGGGCGACAGCAGCAGCAGGACGAUGAUGACACAGAGGAUAUGGGCGACUUCAACAUAGCCACCUCAUCGCUGCACGCUCUGAGCACGUCCUCGACGGCGGCGGCCGAGAAGCAUAGUCCUCACACAUCCCCGAGGCUGGGCCGGCGCAGCACCACGCCCAGCCUGAUGGCGGUGCAGAACGAUCUCUAUGCGGGCGGCACGCCUACCCUCAGUCUGCUCAGCAGCUCCUCCGCCUCCGUUGCCACCGCCUCCUCCUCCAGUUCUUCCUCGGCCGCGGCUGGAUCACCGGCCAUCUCCUCUUCCACCUCCUCCUCUUCCCAGAAUCAGCCCCAACCCUCGGCUCCACCAGCAUCCGCUGUUCUGAGCAACGGAGCCAGCGCUAGUCAGAAGACCACCAACCGGAUGAGUGCUCCGCUGAUUGGUUCUUGUGUGGCCAACUCCACCUAUGGCCAGAAGAUGACACAGAACUCCACCAGCAGCAGCUCCAGCGACAAUGCCUCUAGCUCCAGUUCGUACGCCAUAUUGCAGAACCUCCAGGAAUCGGGCGGAGGACCACCUGCAGCGGGUGCAGUUGUAGCUCCGCCCUUGCCUCCCAGGAAAUCGUCUCCUGGCGGCGAGACGCCCAGCAAGGCCACCGCUCCCCCGCCGCCAACUAGCAGCAAGAGCAUCGACAACAUCCAGUGCAGCUUGGACAAUGUUCCACCCCAAACUACGGCGCCACCGAUACCCCCCCACGUGUCACCCAGUGUGGAUACUCUGGCCGAAGAUCUGAUGCGACAGCAGCGCAUAGCCACGAGCACCACAUCCCCUGUACUGUCGCUGUUGGAUGAGGACAUAGUCGAGGUAGGGCCAGCGGAAACUAUCAGCGGGGUAAUCGAUACCCGUCCGUUGGAGGCACGUGGAGUGACCCUGACGCGCCAGGACUCUGGCUCAUCCCACUACACACAGCUCUGCACCACCAGCAGUGGCGUGGCCAACGGAAAAAAGGCCACUCCGCCGUCAAAGGUCACCCAAGCGCCCACCACCACAGCUACAACUACGGCGACGUCGGUGGGCAAUCCUUCCCAGCAACAACAUCAACCGCUGCUCUACGCGAAUGUGACGAUCAACCAAAAAGACUGCGGCACCGUGCCCUACGAGAACAUCAACCUGGAGUACAUAGCUCGGCUGAUGAACGCGGGGUACUCCAAGGAGAAUGCGAUCACCGCACUGGGAAUAUCGCGGAACAACAUCGAAAUGGCCGGCGACAUCCUGCGCGAGUUUGUCUCCAAGAACAGUGCAUAAGGUGCUCUGCCGGCGAAUUGUUAAGUUGGGCAGUAGAUCAUAAUCCUGAUUGUCCUGACAAAAAUUGCUAAUAGUCGAGCACCUCCAACCUCCAACUCAAAUAUUAAUUAUGAUUACGGAAAUUAGAUUAGAUUUAUAUUUAUUUUACAAAUUAAAUCAAUAUAGUAAGCUAUUAUCUGGCAAAAGUAAUAGUUUAGUUCAUUAGGUAUUUAUUGUUCUUCUUAAAAAUCGUAAAAUAUUUUUGUUGAAAAGUAAAUUCCAAAUAAGGAUAAAGAGUUAGUGGUUUAGUUGGAGUUGAGUUGGAGUGCUUCGACUGCAAUUAUAAGAAAGAAACAAAUAAAAUUCGCAAUGCUCUCUCAAUUCAUGGUAAAUAUUCUUCGCUUAUGGAGCACCAUACACACACAGACUCACCUGCCCCCAUAGUUACGCUAAGUUAUGAUAAAAAAUAUAAUAAUUUAAAUCCCUAAGAACUCCCCACUUGGCGUAGCCAGCACAAGGAAUUCAAGUUUCCCCCGCCCCCCCAGUUCAAAAAGAAAGUUAUUAUAAAGAAAGUAAAGAUUUUUGAAAAGAAAACUAAAUAAUGAUGCACACACCUCUUGGAUAUCAAAUAUAGCUAUGUACACUUAUAUUAAGACUAUCUAACUUCUUCCUAUUAAGAAACGAACACAUUUAUGAAAUUGUAACUCGUAUAUACGCGGUUCUGGAAAGAAAAACUUGCCCACCCCAAUACACAGAACAAAAAAAACCCUAAAAUUUUCUCUCUUUCUCGUAUAGUAUACUAAAAACCAAAAAAUUAAAAAAAGAAAAGAAAAGACAUGGUAUCUAGAUUCUAGACCCGAUCAAAAACGCUUUCGUUCAUCACAUAAUAUAUGCUCCAUCUAUAAGUAGUGCCACCCGUAUUGAAAUUGAAUUCAAGUGAUCGAAUUGAAUUGGUGCAUCAUCUUAGGAUAUCAGAAUCAAACACAGCCAUAAACGGAUAUGCCUUCGGGGCUAGCAGCCUCCAAAAAAAAAAUAAAACCACAACCCUGAGUUUCCCCCGAAAACACCAAAUGAUAAAAGCAAAUAAAGGACACACCCAACCAAUCCGAUGCACUAUCAAGUUUACCUCGAUUUUUUAUACAAUGCUCGAAAGUUUUUGAAAUAAUAAUUAUAAGUCGAAAUUGAAUUUGAAUCAAUUAAUCUCCCAGACAAACUAAAUGAAAAGCAACAAAAUAUUAUUAAUAUUCAUAAUUGACUUUAUAUUACGAUUCCCAUUUUUACAGGCUUUUUAAGAUAACAAAACACGAUCGAUCGGUUUUUUAAAUUCGUCAAAAGAGUUCUAGUCCCCAAAAAAAAAUAAAAAACACACGAAACGAACAUACUCGUAUAUCUACUAAUCCUAAGCGAUAUAUAAAUAUGUAUUCAUAGGCGAUGUAAGCGUACAACAACCAGACUCGAAUCGAAUCGGAUCGAAAUCAAUGCAAUAUAUUCACUAAAUGAGAAAUCAAUGCAAAUGUUAAAUCAUAAGUAACUUGUCAUAACCUCAACACAACCGAUUAUAUAUUAUAUAUUAAUAUAUAAACGAAAGAAUGACGAAGAAAGAGUUUUGAAUUUUAAGCAGCGUAAGAGACAAGAACAAAUAUCGUAACUUUAAAAAUAUUUAAAGUUUACAAAAAAACCCCGAGUUGAAAAAGUCAAUAAACUGUCGAAGAGUUUUACGAGAGGCGUUGAACGAGAAGCAAAAAAAAACAAUGAUGAUACCAUACCAUAGUCAUGUCAUGUAACCAAACGAAUCUAAGCAGAUAUAAAUUAUUCUUAUAAAUAAAAACAAAAAUAAAAUCAAAA